This is a messenger RNA of Penicillium daleae, 1044 nucleotides long. RefSeq lists its product as uncharacterized. The record is from RefSeq and is a predicted model, not a curated record. NCBI's taxonomy places the organism in Eukaryota, Fungi, Ascomycota, Eurotiomycetes, Eurotiales, Aspergillaceae. Gene Ontology annotation, molecular function: oxidoreductase activity, acting on the CH-OH group of donors, NAD or NADP as acceptor. Bases 1 to 1044 code for a protein of 347 amino acids. The transcript has 3 exons.
AUGGCCCCAGUCGACCCCGGCUCCCUCGUCCUCGUGACCGGUGGCAACGGCUUCAUCGCCGCCCACUGCAUCGCAGUCCUUCUACGGUCUGGCCACCGCGUCCGAGCUACAGUUCGAUCCGUUGAAAAAGCAGACGCAACGCGCAAAGCACUAGAAAAUGCCGGUGUCCAGAAUCUUGCGAGUCUUGAACUCGUAGUUGUUGAGGACCCAACUAACCUUGGAGCUUUGAGCCCCGUGGUUGAGGGUUGUCAGGCUGUGAUGCACUUGGCGUCGGCGUUCAAUUAUGAUGCUGCGCCUGGAGAAUUUGAAGAGAAACUCAUGAUUCCUGCUGUGAAGGGCACACGGGUUAUCUGUGAGGCUGCGCAGCAAUAUUCGUCGAUUCGACGCGUGGUCAUCAUGUCCAGUUUUGCUAGUGUGUACGAUGCUGGUCUGGGACUCCAGCCUGGUCGCGUCUACACUGAGGAGGAUUGGGCACCGUUGACAUAUGAAGACGGAGUGAAUGCAUCGGCAGUGCCGGUCGCAUACCGUGCUUCAAAGGUCGUCGCUGAACGCACUGCGUGGGACUAUGUUCGAGAUCAUCAAGUGCAGUAUCAAUUGGUGACAUUGUGCCCUGGAAUGGUAUUUGGAAGAAUGAUUCACCCAAUCUCUUCGUUGUCACAACUCAAUGCGAGCAAUCAGAUUGUCUGGGGUGUGUUAAACGCAGGACGAGAUGGCGAGAUCCCUCUGACAAAGGCGCCCGUUUGGAUUGACGUUGAAGAUCUCGCCGAGACAAGCCUCAAAGCGUUGACCUUUCCCGAGACAAACCAUGAGCGUUUCCUGGUGACACAGGGAUCUUAUGACACACAGGAGGUUGCAGAUAUUAUGAGACGAAGAUUACCAGAAAGGCAUAGAGCACCAUUGGGUGAGCCUGGCAAGCGCCUUGCUGCCACUCAUUAUUCUUGUGAUUCAUCCAAAGCGCAGCGGGUGCUCGGGGUUAAGUUUCGGGGAUUGGAGGAGUCGAUUGUGCCACUGGCAGAGCAGCUGUAUGGCAUGGAGACACCCUAG